Molecule: messenger RNA, 3451 nt
Organism: Pteronotus mesoamericanus
Lineage: Eukaryota; Metazoa; Chordata; Mammalia; Chiroptera; Mormoopidae
Gene: RAB11FIP2
Product: RAB11 family interacting protein 2
Exons: 5
Coding region: 248-1786 (512 amino acids)
Biological process (GO): regulated exocytosis
Cellular component (GO): phagocytic cup; endosome
Molecular function (GO): small GTPase binding
Source: RefSeq, a predicted model, not a curated record
GGACCGGGACGGCGCGGCCAGGUGAUGGUGGGCGCCCGUGCUUUUGAAGAAAGGGGACCCCCGGAGCAGCCGUGCCCCCGGGCUGCCCCCGUGAGGCCCUUGGACAUCAGCCCUGGGGAAGUUGGGCAGCUGUGAGUUUGCCCGUCUCCGUUAAGUGCCCUUAGGAUGCAGUGAUUAAGGACCAGGCUCUCCCCCUGGGAGGGGCACUGCCUGAGCUGGGGAACUCGGCGCUGAGAAAAAGGACAGGAUGAUGCUGUCCGAGCAAGCCCAAAAGUGGUUUCCAACCCACGUGCAGGUCACAGUGCUCCAAGCCAAAGGUCUUAAGCCAAAAGGCAAAAGUGGCACCAAUGACACGUACACUAUAAUUCAGCUGGGCAAGGAAAAGUACUCCACUUCUGUAGCUGAGAAAACCCUUGAGCCAGUCUGGAAGGAAGAGGCCUCCUUUGAGCUCCCUGGCUUGCUAAUGCAGGGCAAUCCGGAGAAGUACAUUCUUUUCCUCAUAGUUAUGCACAGGUCCCUGGUGGGCCUGGAUAAGUUUUUAGGGCAGGUGGCAAUCAAUCUCAAUGACAUCUUUGAGGACAAACAAAGAAGGAAAACAGAGUGGUUUAGAUUAGAAUCCAAACAAGGAAAAAGAGCCAAAAACAGGGGUGAGAUAAAGGUCAAUAUUCAAUUCAUGAGGAACAAUAUGACAGCAAGUAUGUUUGACUUAUCAAUGAAGGACAAGACAAGAUCUCCUUUUGCAAAAUUAAAAGAUAAGAUGAAAGGUAGAAAAAACGAUGGGACAUUUUCUGAUACAUCUUCUGCAAUCAUUCCAAGUUCUCACAUGACUGAUGCCAAUUCUGAAUUUUCAAGCGGUGAAAUACAGAUGAAAUCCAAACCAAAAAAGCCUUUCCUUUUGGGUCCUCAGCGACUCUCUUCAGCACAUUCAAUGUCUGAUUUAACUGGGACCCACGUGUCUUCUGAGAAACUGAAGUCUGGCCCUGUUGGUCAGACCCAUCUCCUCGGACGCCACAUAGAGUCCUUUGGAGUGGUUCCAGAAAGUGGAAGUCUCAAGUCUCCUCACAGAAGAACAUUAAGCUUUGAUACUUCUAAAAUGAACCAACCUGACAGCGGCGUAGAUGAAGGCGAAUCGCCUUUCGGAAGACAGAAUGACCCAUUUACAAAUGUGACUGCUUCAUUACCCCAAAAAUUUGCAACACUGCCAAGGAAGAAGAAUCCAUUUGAAGAAAGCAGUGAGUCCUGGGACAACAGCGUGACUUUAUUUUCAAAAUCCAUUGAAGUAAGAAAAGAAAAUAAAAGAGAGAAAAGGGAGAAAGUCAGCCUGUUUGAAAGAGUGACUGGAAAAAAAGAGAGCAGAAGAUCUGAUAAACUCAACAAUGGGGCAGCCAGUAGCCCCUGCGACUUGAAAUCACCUAAUGCAUUUAGUGAAAAUCGUCAGGACUAUUUUGAUUAUGAGUCAACUAAUCCGUUUACAGCGAAAUUCAGGGCCUCGAAUAUAAUGCCAUCUUCAAGUUUUCAUACGAACCCGACAAGCAGUGAAGACCUCAGGAAAAUUCCGGACAGCAACCCUUUCGAUGCCACUGCAGGGUAUCGUAGCCUGACCUAUGAGGAGGUACUCCAGGAGCUCGUGAAACACAAGGAGCUCCUGAGGAGGAAAGACACCCACAUCCGGGAACUCGAAGACUACAUCGACAAUCUCCUCGUAAGGGUGAUGGAGGAAACGCCCAGCAUUCUCAGAGUGCCCUAUGAACCGUCCAGGAAGGCUGGCAAAUUCUCCAACAGUUAAGAAGCCAGUCGUACCAUGCUUAUAAUUGGAGGGGAAAGAAAGGAAGGAAGAAAGAAAGGACAAAAAAAAAAAAAAAAAAAAAGACUGUUACCGAAAGAGACUACACUUCCAGGUUUUAUUACAUGCCCUCCUCCAUUGUGAAAAGUUGUUUUACCCGCAAAUACUAGCAGGGACUGUCAAGAGUGACCUUUGAAGUGAGCUAAGUAAUUUAAACUUUUAAAGUGAAAAUGGCCAGCUUCUCGAUCAGUAAGCAGUUCCUUAGGACUCAUUAGGUGCUGGAGCCAGCCGACCAACCCCCAUGGGCCUAGGAAUGUCUUCAGAGGUACAUGACUUAUUCCUCAGGAAUAGAUUUCUCAUCCACUGGUAUUGUGAGAAUUGAUACUGUGGUUGGGUUCUCAGCAUUCAAUUUAUAGACAGUUUAGCCGCAGGAAUACUGCUCACUAUAAACACUACUUUAAAAAAACAGUUCAUAUUUUAUAUACAUAUAUAUGCACGUGAAUAUAAGUUCACGUACCUUUGUGUAUAAAAUACAUGCAUAUACCUCACGUAUACGUGUGUUUUUGGGACAUUUAAAAACAACUGGUUGCCUCUAAAAUUAGGAUGCCAAUUCUUAAUUUGAAAACGCGUCUGUGCUCUAUUGACGCACAACCAAUCGCCAUCGCUACUACAGUGUUACGGUUUGUUACAGAGAAGUUGCUUCAAAUCACUCUUGACUAUGUGAACCUUGGUUUCAAAAUGAGCUGCUACUAUCCACUCCUCCUGCAUCAGACUUUUGCUCUUUAUCCAAACGUAAUGCUCCAAAGUCCUUUUUUAACUUUAUUAACUCCGCGACAGCAUGGAUUCCUUGAAUUCAUUUUUUAUCCUAACAUUUGAGUUUUGUUUAAGCUAUAAGCAGAAGAUAAGCUAAUGUAAUAUGUUUUGUUGAGAUUCUGAAUGCCUAUAAAUCACUAGCAAAGAAAAUAUUAAGAAGUUAAAGCUGAAGAUAAUUUGAGGGGGGAGUAGGUGAUCAUCUGAUGCCUGAUAAUCCAAAGCAGUGGGCAAACUCUAGGAAUAAAGCAUUAGGCUUGGUUUCAAGUUACGUAAAUAAUAGAACAGAUGGUUGCAUUUGGGUCUUGAACCAAAAUAACAGUUACUAAAGGAGGAGUGAGUUUCUAGAACAGAUCUUUACUAGCAUGACGGUACACAUUAUUCUUCAUUUACCCUUUAAGAAUUGAUUUAUCACAAAAUUAUAUGUUGGCCUUUCUAAAUAAGUCUGACCCCCACCAAAAUGUUAAUUACUUCCAUGAAUUAUCUUUAUAUAUUUGUAUGAAAUUAGUCUGAAAUUUAAAGGGAAAAACAAUGGUUAUAAAAAUAUUACUAAUUAUCUAUUGCUUAUUUUUUAUCUUAACCUAAAAUACUCACUGUGAAACAUUGAAUCUGUCUCUCUGAAUUUAAAAUGAAAAACACACUGGUAUGUUGAGACAUGUAUUUCUCAAUCUUUUAAUGAAGUGCAUUUUUGUCUAAUAUGUAUUUCUACUAAGACUUCAUUGAAAGUUAAGUACAAAGCAGAUAUAAUAGUUUUGCUCAUUGUUUUGAAUCAUAUAACACUUGGCCAAGCUUAUAUUCAAUUUAUAAGCUAAAAUCCCAUGUUAUUUAUAUUUUCUUAGUUUCUUUAGUUUUCCUGUA